AUGAAUAUUACGAGGCACCGCAGUAAGGUGCUGAAACAGGUCUUCUCCUUACCAGGAUCCGUUGACCGCUCAGGAAGCGCUAUUGUCGCUAUCACUCCGCCAGCUAACGAUUCUUCAGCUGCUGCUCAUAGAUCAUCACUGUCUGAUAUCAACGGUGUUCUGCUCCACUAUGAGGAUCUCGUUUCCGUGCUCGGGUACUUUUCUGAGAUAAUCAGCGAAUACGCUAACGAGAAGGGUCUAUGUGUUCUUAUCGAUGGCAGGAGAAUGCCUCCAAAAGCACUCAAAAACGUGCUCAGAGCGUCUCAGCAAGCUUUCUAUCAUCAAAUUCGUAUGGCAAUUAUCGUCCAACCGGAUAAAUUCCUCCAUCAACAAAAAAUCAAUUUAGAUUUGAUCAUGGAAGGAUACGAGUUCAGGACGUUAUUGGUCUCGUUGCACAAACUUUCCAAGUACAUCGACAUCUCUCAACUUCCGGAGAAUUUCGGUGGAACGUUUCCAUACGACGCCGAACAAUGGUGUAUUGAGCGAGAGAAAAUUGAAAGUAUGAUGGCAGAGUUGAACAACCUCCAACAGGAUCUCAUUCAAUCUGAUGGUCGUCUCCAGAUCUCUCCGGAUGAUGUGGCGAUUGUGGCCGGCAAGAAGUUAGUAGCCGAGUUGAAGAAAUCCGAAAAAGUUCACCACGACGUAGCGGCAAAAACCUUGAGGAUGAAGAUGGAUGAAAUUGAGCGUAUUGCCUCAUUACCCCAAAAAGAAGCCGAACUAUCCAGAUUAAACGCUGAAAACGAAGAAAAAUGUCGAAUGCUUGAGGAACAUGCUGAAGGAGUGAAUAGGCUUCUGGAUUGGAUUGAAGGUCCGGGCGAGAAAUGGCUACUUACUUUACAUGAAAUCGGUGAGAAUAAAGAUGAGGCUCGGCAAUUAGUCAAAGAACAUCAGCAGCUUGCGCUUAAGAGCAAGGAAAUCGUUUCUCAGGCGGACGAAUUAGCCGAUUUAGCGUCUCGUUUGAUGGCCGCAGUUCCAGCCCAUUCGAUAACACUUGAAAAGGCUCGGGAACAAGUACGAGGACUGGCAAGACAGUACGCGAAUCGAGUUGAGCGGCAGACAGGAAUGGCACGACAAAGCGAGGAAUUCCAUACGAAGAUGAGCGAGCUGACAAGAAAAACCGAUGUGCUUCUGGAAUCGUUGUGCACAGAUUUGAUGAUGAACGACUUAGCGGCUGUGGAAUCGGAGAAGAGUAAUUUAGAAGAGAAAGUUAGCGCAAUGGAGAAGAUGUAUGAGAGUGUUACGACAUGUGGCGCAUCAUUUAUCGACGAUCUUUCCGCUGAAGAAGUAAAUGUGCACGGAAAACGUGUAAUCCGAGAUUAUAUGGCUGGAAUCGUUCACGUUCGCGAGCAACUUGCAGCGGCUAGAGAGAGGAGGAAGAGAUGCCUUGAACUUGUAGAUGUUCGACGUCUAAAACUUCAACAAUUUACGCAACUGUUCACAUGCGAAAAUGACGCACAACAGGCGAUAAAAUGGUUGGAAGAACUACACGAAACUCUACUGACGGACUAUAAUCAAAUUGGCAGCGCGGAAGAUGAUCUUCGCUAUCUCAGGCAGGAUCGAUUGAAACUAGAGGAAACCGCUCGAAGCACCUACGAGUACGGUCGUCAAUUGUGUCAAGUAGCGCUAGUGUUAAGAAGAUCACUCAGGAUGGAUGUAAACAAUCAGAUUGGUCUCAACGAGAAAUUGGAACGAACAUGGGGACGUCUAUGCAGAGCACUCAGUGAAAAUGAGGCUAAACUUAAUGUCACGGAAGCUUUUAACACUACCAUCGUGGAGGUGAACCAUCGAAUCGACGAGUUGGGCAGACGAGUGAACGAAGUUCGAGAAUCACAACGUAGUCCGGAACGAAUCUGUGGGGCUGAACGUAGGCGACUCGGGAACGAUGUCCAGGAAUUGCGACAUAUCGCCGAUAUGCUCGUUGCGCAAAUAAACGCUAAUCACAAUGUGCCGUCGGAAACACGCCAAACAGCGAUCGCUUCCAUCAAACGAAAGGUGGACGGAGUGGAUGCAGCUCAUCGACGAAUGGAAAGCCUAUUUAUAGAGACAAAUCCGGAACCGCCUCGGACGCAAUCCCUGCACAGAUUAAGCGAAUCGGCUGCUCAUCCGGAAGAGAUGCCUCGAUCCUAUUAUCAUCUGUCCGGCACACCUCGACGACCUUCCGUGACCAUAAGCCGUUCGAACCCGUUGAGUCCAGCAGCGGGUGCUGCUGCUGGUGGUGGUGGUGUUGAAAAUCGAUCCUGGCGCAGUGAAUUUACUCGUGAAUCAAAUAUAGGAAGUAUUCGUCUAAGUGAUACAGAGAGCUAUUUAUAG
Messenger RNA from Necator americanus (New World hookworm), 2349 nucleotides. RefSeq lists its product as uncharacterized. Lineage: Eukaryota; Metazoa; Nematoda; Chromadorea; Rhabditida; Ancylostomatidae. The transcript has 19 exons. Bases 1 to 2349 code for a protein of 782 amino acids. The record is from RefSeq and is a predicted model, not a curated record. Gene Ontology annotation, molecular function: phosphatidylinositol-4-phosphate binding; phosphatidylinositol-3-phosphate binding; phosphatidylinositol-4,5-bisphosphate binding.